AUGCGACGUCAUGGAUAUACGGUGGAUCGAUACGUAACACAUGCUUCUGUUUGCACCCGUUCCGGUCUAGCAGCCAAGAAUUUCAUCGAUGUCGGUGCAGGUGUAGUGGACAGCGACUACCGUGGUGAACUGAAAGUUUUGCUGUUCAAUUUUGGACCAUCGGACUUUGAGUUUAUCUGCGAACGUAUUGCGCACUGCAAAUACGAGGAAUGUACCACAUUAACUGACACCGUUCGUGGAGAAGGUGGAUUCGGAUCGACUGGGAAGUGA
Messenger RNA from Cooperia oncophora, 270 nucleotides. The record is from the annotation of a GenBank genome assembly. NCBI's taxonomy places the organism in Eukaryota, Metazoa, Nematoda, Chromadorea, Rhabditida, Trichostrongylidae.